UGGCUUAAUUCUCUUUGGUCUAUUUAUUUACCAAAAAAUAUAAUGUAACACAAUGUACAAAUAAAAAUAAUAACUAUUUGUGUACUGUAGUAGAAAUGUUUUGGUAAAUUAAAAUAUUUUCUUUUCAUAAUAAACUGACCAAUUUUACGAAAAUGCCUACACAAUAUGAUGAAGAGCGAACCUGGGAAGGCCAAAAUCCAAGUCAAUAUGAUGAUGAUAAUGCAGAAGAUGUCAUCGAUAACCCUGAAGAAGUAUUACAAGAAUGUCUGGAGAAGUUUAAAACUCCAGAUUAUAUUAUGGAACCGGGCAUAUUUACUCAGUUAAAAAGGUAUUUCCAAGCUGGUGGAAAUCCAGAACAAGUAAUUGAGCAGUUGUCAAUAAACUACAGUGCUGUGGCACAAAUGGCGAAUUUGUUAGCUGAAUGGCUUAUACUUGCAGGUGUAAAGGUGACUGAGGUGCAGGCUAUGGUUGAAAAUCAUUUAAAAGACAUGAUUAUAAAGACUUUUGAUCCAAAAAAGGCUGAUACAAUAUUUACUGAAGAAGGUGAAACACCAGCAUGGCUCACUGAAAUGAUUGAACAUCCUACUUGGAGAUCAUUGAUAUAUAGGCUUGCUGAGGAUUACCCAGACUGCUUAAUGUUAAAUUUCACAAUAAAGCUGAUUUCAGAUGCAGGCUUCCAGGGUGAAAUUACUAGUAUCUCUACAGCAGCACAACAGAUAGAAGUGUUCUCAAGGGUUCUGAAAUCCUCAAUUGUUGGAUUCUUGCAAAGCUCUGAUGGCUGGCAAUCCAGUGUAAAUGAAUGUGCGAAUAUGGUAUGCCAUGGAGCACAUACAUACGUUUAUAGCCAAGUUAUUGUUUAUAUUUUAUCACAAGAGCCACGCGGUGGUGCAAUCAUGAAAAGGCUGAGUCAAGAAAUUACGAAAUGUGCGAAACAGAGUGGUCAUGACGUCACGCCCAUCACAUUAGCUCUGACGGCUGGCGAGGCUUGGCGCGGUGCACGGACCGCUCUGGCAGCCAUGCUCUCCCGCGGCGCGUUGAACCCCGCCGACAUAUCAGUCCUCUUCCGAGCCUAUACUCAACCCGAACCGCCGCCCGUUCAUCUCUUAAGAAUACCACAAUUCUUGGAACUGCUAGUAGACUCAUUAUUCAAGGCCGGAAGUAAAGUGAACCCUGAACACAAAUCAAAAUAUAUCUACCUUCUCGCUUAUGCGGCGAGUGUCUGCGAGGGAUUGACACCAGGCCGACCAGUCAAAGAUGAAUUAAAAGCAACACUGCAAGCAAUAGAAAAGAUACAUACAGUUUGCAGUAGUUCGGCGAGCUCUAGUGAACUUAUUGCUGAACUACCGGCAUUAUACCACUGCAUCAGAUUCCCUGUUGUUGGAAUGGGAGUGCUUGUAUGGGUGGAGGGUGUGGUGACAGAGCCGUCAUACUUCAAAUUGUGCACAGAACAUUGUCCAAUCCACUUAGCGCUGUUGGAUGAAGUGGCCUCGUGUCAUCCAUUACUUCACCAUCGGCUGUUGACAUUACUUGUCAAACUUUUUGAAUCCAAACAGGAAGAGUUAGAAAUAUUAGUGCAGCUUGAACUGAAAAAAAUGCUUCUCGAUCGAAUGGUAAAUCUACUCAGUCGUGGCUGUGUGGUUCCAGUUUUAAUGUAUAUCAAGAAUUGUUGGAAAAAGGAUGAUACUGAUAUCUCGCUCAUAAGAUAUUUCAUAACAGAGGUUCUAGAUGCAAUAGCACCACCUUAUACAUCAGAGUUUGUAAAAUUAGUUCUACCUUUAGUUGAAAAUGAGGAAAUCACAGGAACUAUGAGAGCUGAAGGAGAAAAUGAUCCAGUUUCAGAAUUUAUAGUGCACUGCAAGGCGCAUUACGUUGUUCCAUAAGAAUAUAAUAAAACAAGUAAAUAUUAUAAGAUUAAUUAAAUAUUUUAUUAUACUG
Leptidea sinapis is the source of this 1935-nucleotide messenger RNA. It is a transcript of the gene TH1, whose product is annotated as negative elongation factor D. Bases 153 to 1880 code for a protein of 575 amino acids. The transcript is spliced from 12 exons. Gene Ontology annotation, molecular function: RNA binding. Lineage: Eukaryota; Metazoa; Arthropoda; Insecta; Lepidoptera; Pieridae. The record is from RefSeq and is a predicted model, not a curated record. Gene Ontology annotation, biological process: negative regulation of transcription elongation by RNA polymerase II. Gene Ontology annotation, cellular component: NELF complex; nucleus.